CUGGCCUAUAAACGUCAUCAUUAUGCGCCCAGAAGAGCUAAACGCAUGGGUGCGUGAGAUCAGUGUUUUAUCGCAUGUGUAACGAGAAAACAUUAUUUUUAAAUAAGUUUGCGUAUUAAACAGGACAUCCGAUAUUCACUUUCGUGUGUACUGUGGCAGCACCUCGUCUGUAAAAUGCAGUCAGUGAAGAUCGGACGCUGUGCCCUUCUCACUUCCAAAAUCUCGCAGGUAACGUUAAUGCGCAGUUCUUGUAGUUCACAGUUCGGCUGGGGACAGAUCGCGUGCACUUGCGCGGGUGUACGCAGAAUGACAAGCGCUAGCUCACAGCCUGUGGUGAUCCGCAUCCCGAGACGCAUGCAAGAACAUAUAGAGAACAUCAAACAAAUGCAAAGCAAGAAGUUUGACAAGCUGCCAACAGUCAAGCCUGGAAGACUGUUGAUCAAGAGCAAGAACCCUCAGCUAAACCAGUCUGUCGGCUAUACACUUGGGAAAUUUGAACAACCUGAUCUGACAUCCAAGGCAUGGAAGAGUAACAAAGCGUUGGGGGAUUACUUCUCCAUAAACAGCAUCCAAAGUGCUCCUCCAUCUGUCCUCAAGCAGAAGGACGUGGGUGAUCACAGUGCUUCCGCCCCACAGAAGACAUUUAAAUGCUUUAAUAUUUGUCCAGAACUGGUCGAGACUUUACACAGUCAGAAUAUAAUUCACCCCAACACAGUGCAGAUGCAAACCAUUCCCAAAAUACUCAAAGGACGCAAUAUUCUGUGUGCUGCAGAGACAGGAAGCGGAAAGACACUUGCUUACCUCCUUCCCAUCAUCCACAGGCUGCAGGAGGAGCCCUUCACUGACACCGAGAGAAACAUUCGUGCUGUGGUCAUCGUGCCUUCACGGGAACUAGCAGAACAAGUGACAUCUGUCGCUCGAUCGGUCAGCAAACCAUUUGGACUUGUGGUCAAAGUCGCAGGAGGUGGGAGAGGUGUGGGAAACAUCAAAGUGGCGUUCACUCACGGUCAGCCGGAUGUUUUAGUGGCCACUCCUGGCGCCCUGCUGAAGGCCCUCUGGAAGCGCUUCAUUAACUUGAACCAACUAAACUUCCUAGUCAUCGAUGAAGCCGACACUAUGUUUGACGAAAGCUUUGCAGGCAUGCUUGAGAAUAUUCUUUCACACACCGAGGUGGCCUCCAGGCUUUCUGAGACGGUUGGGCUCGUCCGUAAAGCUCAGCUGGUCGUGGUGGGAGCCACAUUUCCGGGUGGCGUUGGAGAGGUGCUCAGUAAGGUGACUGACCUGGCCAGCAUGGUGACCGUUAAAAGCCGGAUGCUACAUCAUCUCAUGCCGCAUGUAAAGCAGACGUUUCUCAGGGUCAAAGGUGCAGACAAGAUUCUAGAGCUUCACCAGGCCCUGAAGAAGGCCGAAAUGGAGCACAAAGGCGUUUUGGUGUUCUGUAACUCUGCUUCCACUGUGAACUGGCUGGGUUACUCACUGGACGAAAUGGGUGUUCGUCAUAUGAGGCUCCAGGGAGAGAUGCCUGCGACUAUGAGAGAAGGGAUUUUCAGGAACUUUCAAAGAGGGAAUGUUGAUGUUCUGAUAUGCACUGACAUUGCUUCGAGAGGUUUGGACACACAGAGAGUCGGACUUAUCGUCAAUUAUGACUUCCCUGAGACCCACACUGAUUACAUCCACCGCGCAGGGCGCGUGGGGCGAGCCGGUGGCUCCGAGGGAGGGGAGGUGCUGAGCUUCGUCACACACCGGUGGGAUGUGGAACUGGUGCAGAGAAUAGAGACAGCAGCCAGGAGGAGAACAUCUUUACCAGGGAUGGAAUCAGAGAUUCAGAAACCCAGCAAUAAAACAGAAAGAGAGAUGAGCGAAAAGUGAUGGAGAAAAGUGACUAAGUUAAGAUCUAAACUUUAGCCUUACAAAACAAUGAAAUGAUUAUUGUAUAUUUGUUGUAUUAAAACUUUAAAAUAAACAUUUAAAGAACAGUUCUAAAUCUUAUGUUCAAAUUUAGUUCACCUGAAAAACUGAAAAUUUUGUCAUGUAUUUGUCCUGAUGUUGUUCCAAAACUAUGUCUUUCUUUCUUCUGUAGAACACAAAGAUAUUCUAAAAUCUCUCUCUCUCUCUCUCUCUCUAUUAUUUUGGACCCCCUUGAAUUUCAUUGUAUGGACACAAACAGCUGAAAGCUUCUGUACAAGAAAAAAAAACAGAGAUUUGGAAAUAAAGCGUUCUUUGUAUAUUUGUUGUAUUGAACCUUUAAAGACCUAAACAUUAAAAACAUUUUGGCCUAA
Carassius gibelio (silver crucian carp) is the source of this 2279-nucleotide messenger RNA. Its product is annotated as probable ATP-dependent RNA helicase DDX28. Bases 175 to 1869 code for a protein of 564 amino acids. Lineage: Eukaryota; Metazoa; Chordata; Actinopteri; Cypriniformes; Cyprinidae. Gene Ontology annotation, molecular function: ATP binding; nucleic acid binding. The transcript has a single exon. Gene Ontology annotation, cellular component: mitochondrion. Gene Ontology annotation, biological process: mitochondrial large ribosomal subunit assembly. The record is from RefSeq and is a predicted model, not a curated record.